AUGCACCAGAGAUCGUGUAAAAUAAACAAAUCUCUCAAGCCAGUAACUCAAGAAGAUAAAUCAAACGACAGUCAGCCAAUAUUUCAACACACGUCAACUUCAACAUCUACUCCAAAGCCAAUACCCGGAAUAAAAUUGCCCAAAUCAUCAACUCAGUGGUCUGAGGCCAACGCAUUCUUUCAGCUGGUAUUUAGAAGUCUAGACGCUAUCUCAGAUAUCGACAGUUUCGCUAACAGGUUCCAAGAGGCAAUCUAUUCAUAUUUUGCUGCUAACUGUGGCACUUUAAAAAUGAAAUCAAAACCUGUUGAGCACAUAAAUCGUGAUAUUAGGCUUUUAAAAACAAAAUUGAGAAAUUUAAAAUCGUUGGCUCAGAUUGACCCUCGAUUCAACAAUGAAAUACGUAUGCUGAGCAAACAGAUUAGAGCAAUACUAAAAACCAAUAAAAUACUAAAAAAUGAUAACAACAACAUUUCUUCUCAACUGAAGAAAAACUUUUGGAAAACAUGUAACAACAUCUUUUCAAAUUCAACUUUGCAGUCUCCACACCUCAGCAUCGAAGCUGCCACCAAUUUCUUCAAAAACAUCUUGAACGCUGGCGAUCGCACAGCGUUUCGCAUCCCUAAUUGGAUUGAUUCACUUCCUGCUCCUUGA
Helobdella robusta is the source of this 651-nucleotide messenger RNA. RefSeq lists its product as hypothetical. The transcript has a single exon. The record is from RefSeq and is a predicted model, not a curated record. Bases 1 to 651 code for a protein of 216 amino acids. Lineage: Eukaryota; Metazoa; Annelida; Clitellata; Rhynchobdellida; Glossiphoniidae.